AUGUUUUCCAAGAUACUAGUUGAUUUGGAUCAAAAUCCUUUUUCAGAUAAAGUUAAACUUCCACAAGAAGUGUUGAAUGAUCUGUUAAGUUCCGGUAGGGGAGAUGUAUUUCACACUACUAAGCCUUUAUUAUUCAAUAUUAUCGCCUACGAUUCAUUAGGACAAAAACUAUCUUCUGCCACUGUGGGAGUCCGCGAAUUCAGCCUUUCUGAACCGCAGGCAAUUCAGAUCCCUUGGUUUAUUGCCUUCAAAAUGGGAUUGCUUGGUCUAUUGGAUCGCGAUAAGGUCGCCAUAGAAUGGGAGCUGGACCAAUCUGUGCCUAAUGGUACGUCCGUCUCAUUAGAACCCGUGGGAAGAAUUUUGGUGGAGAAUAUCCUUAAGAGUCCUAUGCAAUAUGCAGACGAAGCUAGAGUAGAUGAGAACUUCUCGGAUGCUUUUGUAAAGGAUGAGUUCCUCCUGAAGAGUUUUUUAGAGGCAAGGCUCAAUAACGCAAUCACCACGGUGUACGAAAAUGAAUGUCUACUGCUCUCAACAGAGCCAAAUGGUGAAUCCUCUCAAUAUCUUUACAAAUUCAAAAUCCAUGAUGUACAUCCAGCGAAGAUUGUCUGCGUUGUGAAUACAGAUAUAGAGCUAAAUAUCAUCCAGUCGUUUAAGGUUCCUAAUCAUCCAGAUGAAUUCGCUAGAAACAAUACAAAAUUGCCUUUGUUUAACAAUUCUAUUUCGGCUGAUGUGAAAACAGUGGACAUUGGCCUAGGCUCCACAGUUGAUGUGUCUAUCGGCGAUGAGAAUAUUUACAGAAUCAGUAAUUUGAAAGAUGUCGAGCUCGAGAUCACUAGAAAUGAUCUCAACGAGCAAUUUCAGCUCGUAGUGGGCCAUGACGAUACGAUAGAUAUUGAUUGUUAUUCACACAGUACUAACGAAGGGUUUUCGAGAACACUCGACACAGAUGUAAAUUCAGGAACAAAAAUACACCUACCAGAUUUGGAGGAGGUUUUCAUGAAACCUGUGUUCUAUGGAAGUCCAGAUCUACCUUCUUUCUCUUUUACUAUAACGAAAACGGAGACCUCAGAGCCUUCCAACUUACCUGCCGGUUCGAUCGAAUGCCCUCACUGUAAAUCAAUAGUACCGCAAAGUGCAUACACACUUCAUGAACUUCACUGUAGUCGCAGCACUAAACAAUGCUCGUUGUGCAAUAAGCUAUUUUUGCAUACAAAAAUGAUUCCCACUAAUCACUGGCAUUGUAGUGACAAUCACCCGUUAAUUUGUGGCGACACUGAUAUAUCUCGGAUUAGGCAUCAUGUGCUGUAUCAUGAAGUUAAAAAAUGUGACCUCUGUGCUUGUGAGCUAAGCAAUACGAUAUCUCUAGCCCGUCACAAACAUAAUGAGUGCCCAAUGGGGAAGCAUUAUUGUAGAUUUUGCCAUCUAUGCGUAUCUAGAGGUACACCAACGAUUGAAUCAAAAUACUAUGGGAUGUCCCCGCAUGAGGUCAGUUGUGGAAUGAAAACUGUUGAAUGCUACAAGUGUAAAAAAACAUUAAAACGGUUGGACAUGGGCCGUCAUCUGGAGAUGCAUGAUAUCGAAAGGAAGACGAAAGGAAAUGCUACUCGUCUGUCACUUUGUAAUAAUAUUAAUUGUUGUCAAACAAAGAAAGGUUUUUUCCAAAACAAACAAGGGCUCUGCGAUACCUGCUUUGGCCCUUUUUACACCACAAACGAUGAUCCAGACGAGGCUUUAUUUUUGCGAAAGCUCGAAAGAAAGUAUGUCAUUCAGAUGUCUCGAGGAUGUGGAUUUACAUUUUGCAAGAACAAGGAGUGUAAAUCCUCAGGUUUAAGUUCUCUCACAAAUAUGGCAGACAUAAUGCGCCAUAUACACGAGGAUCUGACCUCUCUAGAUAACAGGAAAUACUGGCUUUGUGUUGAUGAGGUUUUAACAAAGCGAAAAAUAUUGGCAGAUACUUAUAUUGACAUAUAUCCAGACGAGUACAACCCUCUUUGGGUUUACCAUGCAGUUAAUCAAGUAUCGGUACGAAACUUAGACUCUUUACAGAUUUGGUUAAAAGAAAAUGCAAUAUCAAAUGAGGAGAUAUGA
This is a messenger RNA of Lachancea fermentati, 2088 nucleotides long. NCBI's taxonomy places the organism in Eukaryota, Fungi, Ascomycota, Saccharomycetes, Saccharomycetales, Saccharomycetaceae. The record is from the annotation of a GenBank genome assembly.